This is a messenger RNA of Trypanosoma grayi, 531 nucleotides long. RefSeq names its product calcineurin B subunit. Gene Ontology annotation, molecular function: calcium-dependent protein serine/threonine phosphatase regulator activity; calcium ion binding. Bases 1 to 531 code for a protein of 176 amino acids. The transcript has a single exon. Lineage: Eukaryota; Euglenozoa; Kinetoplastea; Trypanosomatida; Trypanosomatidae. The record is from RefSeq and is a predicted model, not a curated record.
AUGAGUGAGAAGCGCCCCCUUUCCCCUGAAGUAGUGCGCAAGUUGCAAGAGUCAACAACGCUGUCUGAAGCGCAGAUUGUGCGGCUUCACAAGCGUUUCGCAACACUCGACCAUGAGGGCAAAGGCUUUAUCUCUCGUGAUACGUUCAAUACGAUCUCUUCAGUGGCCUCCAACCCCCUGCUGGGGAGGGUACUGGCGGUUGUGGAUACCAACGGUGAUGACAAGAUUAACUUUAUGGAGUUUGCCAAGGCGCUUUCUGUGUUCUCACCGGAAGCGGAUAAGCAAGAGAAACUGCGCUUUACGUACAUGAUGUAUGACAUUGAUAGGGAUGGUAAGAUCAGCAACCGGGAUCUUUAUGAGACACUGAAGAUCAUGGUUGGAUCGAACUUGACAGGGGUUCAGUUGCAGCAGAUUGUUGACAAGACAUUUAUUGAGGUAGAUUUGAAUCGUGACGGUUACAUCACCUUUGAUGAAUUCGAAAAGUUGGCACUUUUGACUAGUUUUGGUGAUAGGCUCAACCUGCAGAUCUAA